GCAAAAGAAAAAUGAACCUGUAUUUCGCAGCAACUAGAGGGCGCUAGACAACAAUUAGGGACAAGAUUCAAGACAAUUUUCAGCUACACGAGGUUAUCAAAUUUGCGACUUGAAGAUGGAGUGGGACUGGUGGUCCCGAAUGCAGGGCUCUUCGUCAGUGCCCAAGACUCCCCGACAAGGGAAGUGGUGGGCUAAUCUCAGAGACCCGGUCUGGCCCCGACGGAACUCCCGAUGGCAGCGACAUUGGCCCCGAUCUUUCGGAGUCCUGCCAGAAGUGGAUUUAAAUUCUGUGCACGUGAAAACUUUGGAUGAAAUAUUGCGAGAGAGGGAGGCUAAGAAAUGCAGAGAACAGGCAAUGUCAUUAGCUCCUGCGAGUCACAGCUUCCAGGAAAUGACCAGAAAUCUCCAAAUGGCCCAUCACCAAGAGAAGAAUCCAAUCAGCCGGGUCAGAUGGAGCCAGUUUAAUUUCCACGGUGAGGAGAGGAACGAUGAUGAAGAUGAUGGAGAAGAUGUGGUUGCCAUGGAUAUGGCCGAGUCUGACCACUCUGAAGAAGACAAUGCAGAGGCUGAGUUCUCGUCAGACGAGCUGUGCCCUGAAGAACGGGAAGGUGACCUCAGUGAGGAGACGAGUACGAGCUCUCUGGAGGAAGAGGAUGGAAACAAAAUCGACCCAGUGGAGGGGGACAUCAUUCCUGAGGAAUGGGAAGACAGGGAUAGUGACAAAGUUGUUCAACUCGAUGACCCUCGGGUCAAUGUUGGGGAGGACCAGAGCUGCCUUGAAGAGGGUGAGGAAGAGAUUGAACUUCUCAAAUUCUCUCUGGGUGAUUUUUGGCCAGAAGAGUCCAACAGGAGUGUUGAUGGAGAGCAGGAUGAAAGGUUUCCAGAGGGAGUUGGGGAAAGUACCCGAAGUGGACAAGAGAGUGACAACAAAGAAGAAGCUGAGAUGCAAGAUGGUCUGCAAGCAGAUGUUGCAGAUAACCAGAGCAUCUGCGAGGAGAAUGAUGGGGACAAUGGGGAUGUUGUAUCUUCUCAAGAUGAGUCACAUCUUGGAGAACUUGACAGUGGUGUUGAUGGGGAGACUGUAUGUAGCCCUCAACAAGAAGAAUAUGAAAUUCAUGAUGAAGCAAGAAAUGUGAAAGGAGACGGGGAGACAGUGGAACAAAGCAACCUUGAGGAGGAUGCUGGAGAUUUUGAGAAAUGCAAGAAGGGAGACAAUCAAGACAUGGAAGAUCUUGCCUCGUCUCUGGAUGUGCUGUGUCCUGAAGAAGCCAGUGGUGAUGUCUGUGAAGUGACCAGUGGUAGUUUACAGUAUGAGGAGUGUCAAAUCGACCAGUCAGAUGAGAGGAUCAUCUGCAGUGAUCAGGGAAGCAACAAUGGUAACGCCCUCAAGCAAAGUGACCCCCAAGAGGACCUUGGAAGAGAGAACAUUGCAGGUGAUGAGAGCUACCACGAGGAGAAGGAUAAAAACACUAAGGUUUACGUCCCACCAGAUGAUUUCUGUCCUGAAGAGACACAGGAUUGUAGAACUGCCCAAGUAUGGAAAGUGAUCCUUGAUGUUGUCAAGGGAGACAAACAUUAUGACAGAAAGACUGUGCAACAAGGUGACCUCCUCUUUGAUACGGGAGAUGACAAGGAUCACCCGCAGGAAAACACUGAAGAUACAGACUGUGCUGAAGAUGACAUCUGCCUUACACAAUCCACCAGCGGUGUUGAUAAAGACAUCAGUGACAUUCAUCAGGAGGAGGAAGAGCUUAAACUCGUCCCAGUUGAGGAGAGUUCCUUGAGUGGACAGGGAAUGUGGAAUGACAAGGGCUCAACUUUGUGGGAGAAUGGCCGAGUGGAUGCCUGUGUUUCCAAGAGUUUCCAGGUGGCGGGUGAGGAAAACAUGGAGGUCAAUGCAACUGACAAAAGAGGGGAAGGUUACCAAUCAGUAGAGGAGAGCUCAGUAGACACCAGCAUGGAAGAGGGUAAGGGCAAAAGUGAAAUAUCUGAGGAAGCUCCUGAUGAGGGUUCUUAUGAGGGUGUGUCUGCCGGGGACACAAGUAGCUCAGAAGGCACAGACAGAGAGGAGGAGCAGGACAUUCGGGGCAAAGGUUGUCAAGGGGAUGAAAGUCCAAAAGGUGGAGAGGAUAAUGGCUGCCUGGAUAAAAGCACCAAAGAAGUCAAGGCCAGCUCUCUCGAUUUGAGUCAGGAUUCGUACAGGAAGAAAGAUACUGAUAAUCAGAGCCCGAGGACUAGCCCUUCCAUCGGGCAGAUGGUUGAUGAAUGCAGUGGGACAGAUGUCCUCACUGACAGCGAGGAGACUUCUGAUACUUCCACUACCGCAAAUAAACCUGUUUGUGCUCAAGUGGAGGAAGCAGACAAAGCAGCUGUUAAGAGAAAAAAGGAUGUGUGUCUACCAGAACUGAAGGAAUUAGUUAAUGCACCAAGAGCUCUCCAGGAUGAAAUGUCUUACCUUCCCACAGAGUUUUCUCAUCCAGUUGUCUCGAACAAGUCGGAAACUAAAAGCAGGCCUCAAACAAGGAAAAGAAAAUGCGAAGAGAGCACGGCAGGCGGGGUUACGUUUCUGAAAGUUAGAGGUAAGAGAGAUGGGUUGAGAAAGACCAGGCAGGAAAGUGCUGGGCAAAGACAGGCUAGGAGUGGGAAGGUUGAACGGCUUGCCAAGGUUAAGAACAAAUUGACCAGUAAGGAUGCUUCCACCUCAGACAUUCCUGAAGUCCCCCAGACAAGGCCGCAGAGACAGGUUGCAGUCACUGAGGGACCCCAAAGAAAGAGGGGCAGAUUUUGUCGGAAGCCCCGGGAAGGAGGUGAAGUAAUUCGCAAGUUAGGCCAAGCAAAAGAAAUGGGGCCUGGUGCAGAGCUUGGCCUUAGUCGAACGGGAAAUGAGAGACAUGACAGGCCUAGAAGGAAGGCCAAGGAUGGCAAAGGAAAGGAGGAUCCAUCUCAAAAAGAGCCAGCGAGGAGACUGAAGAGAAGCAGGGCACGGGAUGAUGUCUCAGUGUCGGAAGGAAAGAAGCUGCAGGGCUCUGUUGAGCAAUGUGGUCAACUCCAGGAGGUCUCAGACAAUUCCAGGCAAUCUCAAAACAGCAGGAAGAGGGCUCGGAAAGCAGAAGAUGACAUUCUGAGGAAGGUCAAGAGGCCAAAAAGAAACAAGAAUGACGGUGUCAGUAAUAAGAAUCAUGAAGGGGAUGAUACCUUGCCACCUGCCAGUCCUAAGAGUGCAUCAGGAGGUGUAAAAACUCGCAGUAAUUUUUCUGAUCCUGGAACUGUGAUGCAUAAGAAAAGGGGCCCAAAAGCAAAGCUGCAGUCUGUAAACCCUGCACAACCUUCAUCAAACACAGUGGCAGAAAAGGCACCAGUCUUACAUGUAGCAGUUACUUCAGACAAGAUCGAGCCAAAAGAAAAUACAUCCACUCGGGUUGCGCAAGAGAGGCAGGACACUGAGAGAAAUGUUCUUGAGACAACAGAUUUUGAAUGUGCCAAGAAGCCAAAGGGACGAAGGGAUAAUUGUGCCAGUAAUAACUAUGAUCGAAGGGAUACAUGUAAUCCCUUACUGAAACCAUCUCCUGGCAAUACAUCAGAAGGUGUUACGACUCGCAGUAAUUCUACUACUGGAACUUUGGUGCUUAAAAAAAGGGGAAGGAAACCAAAGAUACAGCCUGUGAACUUGUUACAGCGUUCAUCAAACAUGGUGGCAGAAGUUUUACCAAUCUUACACAAAGUAGUUGCUGGAGACAAAAUCAAGCCACGAGAGUGUCUAUCUGUUUGGGCUGCAGAGGAAGGGCAAAGUACCUCGAGAGAGGUGCCUGAGUCACCGGAUUUUGAAGGUGCCAAGAAGUCAAAGGGGCAAAGGAUGAUUGUGCUAUUAAUAGUAGUGACCAAAGGGACGAUACCUUGGUGACAGCACCUCCUAGAAA
Molecule: messenger RNA, 3917 nt
Organism: Acanthaster planci (crown-of-thorns starfish)
Lineage: Eukaryota; Metazoa; Echinodermata; Asteroidea; Valvatida; Acanthasteridae
Molecular function (GO): metal ion binding
Source: RefSeq, a predicted model, not a curated record